Molecule: messenger RNA, 2944 nt
Organism: Amoebophrya sp. A25
Lineage: Eukaryota; Dinophyceae; Syndiniales; Amoebophryaceae
Source: the annotation of a GenBank genome assembly
AGCGAAUCCUAAAGUCGAGCACAACACAGUUUUCUGUACCCACCUCAGUGACUGCCGAGUCAGCGGGUGUGGACGCGCAAGAUGGUGACAAGUAUGGGCGUGAAACUGGCGCAGAUCGGACAUUGCAAAAUGGUCUUCCGUCAACAUCUGUGAGUGAGUUCAACAGUAGGCACUCUGCACCCGCACCAGGCGAGCUACAGGUGUCUUUGGAGGAUGAUAAACAAGGGCCGCAACUGCAAGCAGCUACUUCAGGAGUUAUGAACCAUGCAACCGAGCAACAGCCCCCAUUACUUGCAUCGAUUGCUUCCGUCAACACUCCUGGCUCAGUAUCUCACGUUGGCGGAGCCAGGUCUUCUUCCCGGAAACCUAGUGCAAUCAAUCAGAUGCUCCCGGCGACGACCAACCUAGCGGGUCUACCUGGAAUAUCCUCUGAAAUUCUGCUAGUUGAAGUCGAGCGACUGGGUCAGCAAGUGGAUUUUGAGAACGAUCCUGAGUUCACAUUCCAGUACUACGAUAUCUUGUCGUUGUAUACGACAGCGCAGAAAGUGGUCAAUCUGCAUAAGAAUCCUGGGUUGCACGUCCUUUGCCGCGAUGUUGGAGAUCCAGUGGUGCACCGGCUAGCCGAUUGUAUGGAGGUGGCCGAGAUGGUGUUGGAUGCGGCUUGCCCCUUGAUCAAUAGCGUAGUCACGACGGAUCUUGCGCGGAAGCUCUACGCCGCGAAAGUUCUGGCGGUGCGGCCGAUCUCACUUACCGCAGCACUGCGCGGUGCGGUGUCGGCAGCGGGCGACAGCAAUCGGCGGCGAGUUCUGCGGGCUGUCCAGGAGUUCGCGAGCUCGGAACUCAAGGGCCGCAAGUAUCAGCUCGGCGACACGCUCCUGGUGCUCGCGAGAGAAGGUUUCGCGGAACGACAUCUGGGAAGCAGCGAUUUCUUUGGCGUGCGAGCCCUGUAUCAGCCCUCCGCGGAGGACGUCGACGACGGGAAAAAAAGUUCACGUUCGUCUACGGUCUUGGGCCUCGGAGACGCGUUGAUGGCCACCUCAACCCCGUUCGACUCUGAGAAACCAGGACCAGCGGGCACAAACAUCGCUGCUCCUGUACGCCCGAGCAAAAAGAGGAGUUUCAGGUUCAUGCGAGGUAGGACACUAGAUGAAAAAUCACCAGAGCUUGUAGCAGGUGGACGAGGGGGAGAUGCACUUGCGCACGCAGCUGAGCAAGAAAAUACAGAGACGAGAUCGAGUAGCAAAGGUGGAGCUGCAGGCAGAACAUUAGCGCGAGCGGCAUCUACGUUGUUGCCCCGUUUUCUUAGCAUGGGAGGACCGGCCGGUGCUGGUGAUCCGGACCCCGCUGGAGGCGUGUCGAAUGCCCAGACAAGCUCUUUGUCGAGGCCCUUGCUUGACGGCGGCGAAACUUCUCAGGUGGUGGUGGAUGCAUCAAAAGGCGACGUGACUGGUGUUGCAUCCGAGACACAGCAGCGUGAAGCAAGUGGAGACGAUCAAAUAGAUCAAGAACCAGAAGAAGUACAGCACGUACACGAGGAUUCCCUUUCUGAGCAGUGCGAGCGCCAGCAGCCAGGUGCACAAGCUACUUUUACGCAGAAAUCGGUCGCACUUUUUUGUGGAUUCAACGGAAAGCAGCGUUCUUCACUAGUGAUUCUCUUUGCAAUGGUCAGCGUGGUCUCCACUGAUACGCUGCCUCUGCUUUCCGCGUGCAUGGCUGCCGCUUACGCGUUGGUCCUGUUUGACUGCAUGAGCAAGGACCAAGCGCUCGGGGCGGUUAAGCUGCGCACAGUUCUGAGCAUUGUGGGUGCUUUUGGACUCGGCGAGGCAAUCGGGCAAACGAAAGUUGCGCUCUUUAUUGCACAAAACAUCACAUUUGCGCUUUCACCCUUCGGCGAAACAGGGCUUCUUUUCGGUAUCUUCCUAGUCACUGUCCUCUUGUUAUGAGCGGGAUAUCCAAUUAGAAUUAGAAUUUCGAUGUCGAUCACCUAUCAUGUAAGUAAGAAAAUGUUGAACUUCUUCUAAAAGCAAAGAUGAGUAGGUGGACCGCACCUCAGCCCGUUCCUGAUGUACUCAUUUGUUGGCACGACGAUCCAGUUUGACGAUCUAACUCAUUAUGAUUUUGGACCAUCUAGUUUUCCUUUUCUUGUUGAAGAAAUCCUCUAACUCCCGGCAUCGUUUUCCAUGCCACUGCGGUGGUGAUCCUCAUCUUUCCGGUUUGUUUGGAUACUGCCCAGAGCCUCCAUGUCUCUGUCCAUCGAGCGGUUUGCGUCCUUAUGAUCGGUGCAGGAUGCCAGAUGCUAUCACCGGUGAGUUACCAAACUAAUUUGAUGGCGUUUUCCGCAGGUGGCUACACCUUCUACGAUUUUCCGAAGCUGGGAAUGCCCCUGGUCGUGCUGAUAGCCCUUGUCACUAUUCCAGCAACAAUGUUUUUUAUCGAAUGAAUCUUCUUUUAGAGAGCUCUUGUUGAUUUCGGGUUUUUAAUCUUGAUUCGACGCAGUUCUCCACCGCUGUCCGUCUUCGCGCAUAUCAAAUUAUUUGAUUUUCUCUCUUUAUUCGCUUCAUCUUUCAAAGCAUAGGCAUCCAAAUAUUCUAAGAAGCAUGCGUUUUUUCCAGGUCCAAUUUUUGUGAACUUGACGAUUACGCGAAAGCAAAGAUGGUUCUCGAUUUUGUCCCUCAACUUGACGAUCACGCGAAAGCAAACCUUUAUUCAUUCCUUCUUCAACCGCAAUGGCUAUGGCAAAGUAAGAAGAAACAGCACUUGCACAGACGGCAUCCUGGUGCUGAAUUAAGAAAGAAGAGCGAGAGCAUGACACAGACAUUAAACGCAUGAACAAUCAAAUUCUCUGAAGAAUAGCUCGCGCUUGGUGAUGGAGGAAGAGGUAUUCGGAACGAGUCACCUGUCUGAAUCUGUAACGAAUUUCUGGGUCCUCUGUGAUGCAUAUCGG